UGGAGUGAGAGAUGACGACAGUAGUAGUUGAAGUGCUUGGCGUUAAUGGAGGAAUUGGAAACACCAGUUAUGCCAAAAACUCCCUUCCCCAGCAAAAGGCGAUACUCAAGACAAAGCCAAUUACAGACCAAGCAAUAACGAGCCUCUAUACUUCCAGCCUAAACCUUAAGACCAUCUCCAUUGCAGACUUGGGCUGUUCUUCAGGCCCCAACACUUUCCUCACCGUCUCGAACCUUCUCAAAGCCGUGGAUAGGGUGCGGAAGAAGCUCCGGCGAGAUUCGCCGGACUUUCAGAUUUACUUAAACGACCUUCCCACCAAUGAUUUCAAUUCCAUUUUCCGGUCUUUGCCAACCCAUCAAGAGGAGUUUAAGAGAGAGAUGGGAGAUGGGUUUGGGCAGUGCUUCUUCAAUGGAGUUCCUGGCUCAUUUUAUGGAAGACUUUUCCCCGCCGACACUCUCCAUUUCGUUCAUUCUUCUUACAGUCUCCAAUGGCUAUCUCAAGUACCUAAAGGAAUAGAAGACAACAAGGCCAACAUUUGCAUGGCACCGGGAAGUCCACCUAACGUGAGAAAGGCAUUCUCUGCUCAGUUCGAAAUAGAUUUUUUAACCUUUCUUAAGUGUCGUUCAGAAGAACUGGUGAAAGGCGGGAGAAUGGUUUUAACCAUACUGGGCAGAAAAAAUGAAAAACCUUCUUUCCUCAUUAUAGAGCUCCUAGCCAUGGCCCUUAAUGAACUUGUGUCAGAGGGUUUAGUGGCAGAAGAGAAACUAAAUUCAUUUAAUGUUCCUAUGUACACGCCAUCUCUAGCAGAAGUGAAAUCCUUACUUGAAAAGGAUGGUUCUUUCACCAUUAACAGCUUGGAGGCCUUCCAAGUUCAUUGGACUGGGAAUGAAUCUGAUGUUGAGAAUAUUAGCGACAAAAACAAUGGUGGAUACAACGUUGCUAGGUGCAUGAGAGCUGUUACAGAGCCUACCCUUGUUAGCCACUUUGGAGAAGGAAUAAUUGAGGAUGUGUUCCCAAAGUACAGGAAGAUGAUUGCUGAUUACAUGUCCAGGGAGAAGACUGAGUUCACUAAUGUCACUGUCUCUUUGGUUAAAACGUAAUGACUCGAUGGCAACACACAUUAUUGGCCCCUUAAUUGUCUGGAUAGCUAUAUAUCACUCUAUCAUAGU
Ipomoea triloba (trilobed morning glory) is the source of this 1169-nucleotide messenger RNA. RefSeq names its product salicylate carboxymethyltransferase-like. Lineage: Eukaryota; Viridiplantae; Streptophyta; Magnoliopsida; Solanales; Convolvulaceae. Gene Ontology annotation, biological process: methylation. The coding region runs from base 12 to 1100 and encodes 362 amino acids. The transcript is spliced from 4 exons. Gene Ontology annotation, molecular function: S-adenosylmethionine-dependent methyltransferase activity. The record is from RefSeq and is a predicted model, not a curated record.